AUGUACUUCUCAAUCCCCACCCUCCUCCUCCUCCUCUCCACCCUCGUAGCCGCAUCGCCCAUCCCCCAAGAAGAACAAGGCGGUGCUCUCGGCGGUAUAGGAGAUCUCGGUAAUGGCGCCAUUGACGCGGUUGGUACGGCGGCUACCGGGGUGGUCGAUACGGUUAAUGGCGUCGCGGGGGCUGUUGGGGAUAGACUGGGACUUCCUGAUUUGGGACGUCGCGUUGUCCUCGCAUAA
Messenger RNA from Glarea lozoyensis ATCC 20868, 237 nucleotides. RefSeq lists its product as uncharacterized. Lineage: Eukaryota; Fungi; Ascomycota; Leotiomycetes; Helotiales; Helotiaceae. The record is from RefSeq and is a predicted model, not a curated record. Bases 1 to 237 code for a protein of 78 amino acids. The transcript has a single exon.